Messenger RNA from Acyrthosiphon pisum (pea aphid), 1113 nucleotides. RefSeq names its product mast cell protease 1-like. Gene Ontology annotation, molecular function: serine-type endopeptidase activity. Gene Ontology annotation, biological process: proteolysis. The coding region runs from base 87 to 1043 and encodes 318 amino acids. NCBI's taxonomy places the organism in Eukaryota, Metazoa, Arthropoda, Insecta, Hemiptera, Aphididae. The record is from RefSeq and is a predicted model, not a curated record. The transcript is spliced from 4 exons.
GUGUAUAGUGUAAAUAUUUAAAACAAUUUAAAUACAACACAUUAAUAUGAAUUAUAUGUUUACAAACAACCUUCGUUUACGACACGAUGAAAAAUAUUAUUAUAUUAUUACUGUCGAUUAUAGAGGCAUAUUCAUUUGAACAAAAUUCAACUAAUCACAAAGGACUUAUAUAUAAUGGCGUUAAAUAUGAUCCUAAAGAAUUCCCAUACGUAGUGUCUAUUCUAAUAUAUAAUGAAACUAGACAAUCUCAUGACAUCUGCACAGGAGCAUUGAUAAGAACUUAUUUCGUUAUGACUGCUGCUCACUGUGUUUUCAAUAAGUCGCUUGAGGCUUUGGAAGUAUAUAGUGGACCAUAUGAUUAUAUAAAGUUUCAAAAUGUAGAAAAAUAUUACAUUCCCAAAAACUAUGACAAUGAUAGCCCUGCUGUAGUUGCAGACAUAUGUCUGUUGCAACUCAAAAACCCAUUCCCGACAGUCAAGAAAUUCAUAGAAAUUGGUGGCCAUCCGGAUGAAUUUGCCAACGACGCAGCCGUAAAAUGUACAAAUAUUGGCUUUGGUGGUAUAGAUAAUAAGGGAAAUAUGGGCUCAGAAGGCUUGAGAAUGGACACUAAAGUGAAAUAUGGUGAAAAUGCUUGUAAAGGUUAUCCUGCAAGUUGGAAAGAAUAUUUGUGUUCGGAAACUGGAACGCGGAAAAUGGCAUGUGAAGGAGAUAGCGGAGGUCCAAUGAUUUGCAACGGCAAGCUAUAUGGUGUAUGCAGUUUAUAUUAUAACUUCAAAAAGGGGAAGAAUGCAUGUGGAGGUUCGAACAUGCAGAAUGUGCAUAUAUUCCUAUACUUUUAUCAAACAUGGAUAAAUGAAAUAAUAGAUUGUAAAAAAGAUAAAGAUGAUAAAGAUGAUAAUAAUGAUAAAAAGACAAAAGAUAAGAAAAAGAAAAAAAAGAAGAAAAAGAAGAAAAAGAAAAAAAAUUCCGGGAAUUCGGUUACACCGCACCUAACAAUGUAUACAAUAUUAGCAAUAUUAUUUUGUUACUGUAUCAGCUAUUAAUUUAAAAUUUUAAAAUAACAAAAAUUAAAAAACAUAAUAUUUUUUAUCAAACAAAAUCGUGUUGAAUUAC